AUGCCCUCUCUCUUCCCCAAUGAGUAUCCAUCAUUACCCCAGUUCAGUUCUCUACUCGUAAAGGGCUCACACCAUCCUACUGCGCCACUCCACCUCGCAUUGUCGCAUUUGGCACUGUCAUCAGAAUCAACAGCAUUAAUUUUAUCGUCCUCGUCAAUUCACCUCAAUCUAGCACUCCGUCAGUACAAUGACGACUGGUUGGCUACUCACUCCGGACACGGAGAUCUGGCUGCCGUUUCUUCACGGGUUCAAAUAUUUUAUCCUCCAACUCCAGCACAUCUCGUGUUCUUGCUCUCUACCUUUCACGUUGUGGAUUCAUCGGCCAAUAGUGAUGAUCUUGCAUCGUCAAAAUCCGUUCUGGCAUGUCCCCCUGCUCUCAUUGUGCUGCAUGAACUUUCGUCGUAUUUUCUACGUGACGUACAAGAACAUCCAACUUCCCACAGUUGGACUGUCUCCUCGUAUCUCAACCUUGUGGCUCAAACAGCUUCUUUAAUAUCUUUCCUGUCACCGACUAAAGCAGGAUCCACUCCAUCGACCGUUCUCGCCCUUUUCGACUCCCGAAUCGAUGAGAUGAAGUUACCCGUUUUGCGACACCCAUCCAGCGGUAACGAACGUCCAUCAAUCGCAGCGCCGGAUCUUGCCCGGUCUCCAAGGGUCGAGGAAGUUGCACCGCUCGUUCAGAACUAUUUCCAAUGGACUGCUGUUUUCUCUUCAGGUUAG
Marasmius oreades (fairy-ring Marasmius) is the source of this 720-nucleotide messenger RNA. RefSeq lists its product as uncharacterized. The record is from RefSeq and is a predicted model, not a curated record. Bases 1 to 720 code for a protein of 239 amino acids. NCBI's taxonomy places the organism in Eukaryota, Fungi, Basidiomycota, Agaricomycetes, Agaricales, Marasmiaceae. The transcript has 4 exons.